Meriones unguiculatus (Mongolian gerbil) is the source of this 657-nucleotide messenger RNA. It is a transcript of the gene Rplp2, whose product is annotated as ribosomal protein lateral stalk subunit P2. NCBI's taxonomy places the organism in Eukaryota, Metazoa, Chordata, Mammalia, Rodentia, Muridae. The record is from RefSeq and is a predicted model, not a curated record. The transcript is spliced from 5 exons. Gene Ontology annotation, cellular component: cytosolic large ribosomal subunit; ribosome. Gene Ontology annotation, molecular function: structural constituent of ribosome. The coding region runs from base 267 to 614 and encodes 115 amino acids. Gene Ontology annotation, biological process: cytoplasmic translational elongation.
GCAGCCCCCUCCCUUUGUUGUGGGGAACACCUGAAUGGGCUGAAUGGGGACAAUGUCUUCCUUCCGGUACGCCCUUUUCGUCAAUGGGAGGCUCCCCGGUGUGCGCCGUCGUGCGCGUCCCGGGGGCUUCUGGGUAGCGGUUUACCCCCGCCCACUGCGUCAGCGUCUUCCUUUCGCCGCCCGACGCCACCGAGGUCGCACGCGUGAGGCCUGUCCGCCGCUGCCGAGUGAGUUGGCUGGCUGCCUGGGCCGCGGACAGGGUCAGCAUGCGUUACGUCGCCUCCUACUUGCUGGCCGCCCUCGGGGGCAACUCCUCUCCUAGCGCCAAAGACAUCAAGAAGAUCCUAGACAGCGUGGGCAUCGAGGCGGACGAUGACCGGCUCAACAAGGUCAUCAGUGAGCUGAAUGGAAAAAACAUUGAGGAUGUGAUUGCUCAGGGAGUUGGCAAGCUUGCCAGUGUGCCUGCUGGUGGGGCUGUGGCUGUUUCUGCUGCCCCUGGCUCUGCAGCUCCUGCUGCUGGUUCUGCCCCUGCAGCAGCAGAGGAGAAGAAAGACGAGAAGAAGGAGGAGUCUGAGGAGUCAGAUGAUGACAUGGGAUUUGGCUUGUUUGAUUAAAUUCCUGCUCCCCUGCAAAUAAAACCUUUCUACAUAUCUUGAA